AUGAUCCGCUUCAUCCUCAUCCAGAACAGAGCGGGCAAGACGCGCCUGGCCAAGUGGUACAUGCAGUUUGACGACGAUGAGAAGCAGAAGUUGAUCGAGGAGGUGCACGCCGUGGUCACGGUCCGAGAUGCCAAACACACCAACUUUGUGGAGUUCCGGAACUUCAAGAUCAUCUAUCGCCGCUACGCCGGCCUCUACUUCUGCAUCUGCGUGGACGUCAACGACAACAACCUGGCCUACCUGGAGGCCAUCCACAACUUCGUGGAGGUCCUAAACGAAUAUUUCCACAACGUCUGUGAGCUGGACCUGGUGUUCAAUUUUUACAAGGUUUACACGGUCGUGGACGAGAUGUUCCUGGCCGGCGAGAUCCGCGAGACCAGCCAGACGAAGGUGCUGAAACAGCUGCUGAUGCUUCAGUCCCUGGAGUGA
Molecule: messenger RNA, 429 nt
Organism: Pipistrellus nathusii (Nathusius's pipistrelle)
Lineage: Eukaryota; Metazoa; Chordata; Mammalia; Chiroptera; Vespertilionidae
Source: the annotation of a GenBank genome assembly